AAAAACCCAAAUAAAUAUUAUUAAUUAGUAAAUGACAAGGAGUAAAUAGUAAUAAUACUAGCUAGUAUUGCCUUUAGGUUCUUUCAGUUGAGCAUUUUCCUCUUCAAGUUUCAGCCACCGCCGCCACUCAAAUUUCAAUUCUCCGACAACGGCGCGCAAUUGAGGAUGCCUGAAAACAAGCCUGUAAUUGGGCUUUCAUGGGAACCAAAGAUACCUCAAUUGUCAAUUGGGACCAAAAAGAGCUCCAAUGAGUUGCCUGGGACCAGUGCAGUAUACAAACCUAGUUCAGAGCUCAUUGACGGCUUAUUUGUUCCGCCUAAUGAUCCCAAAAAGGUGAACAAGUUAAUACGAAAACAAGUCAAGGAUUCAGCUGGCAAAAAUUGGUUCGAUAUGCCUGCCCCAACGAUUACUCCGGAGCUGAAAACGGAUCUCCAGCUAUUAAAGUUAAGGGAUGCCAUGGAUCCGAAAAGGCAUUACAAGAAGAGUGGCUCAAAGUCAAAAACAUUACCCAAGUAUUUCCAGGUUGGUACAAUAAUAGAGCCGGCAUCUGAAUACUACUCCGGUAGACUGACUAAGAAGGAGAGAAAGGCAACGCUUACCGAGGAGCUACUUUCUGAUCGUAAACUUGGGGAAUACAGGAAACGCAAAGUUCGCGAGAUUGAAGAACGUAAUCGGCCAGGUGGAGUUGACAAGUGGAAGAAUAGAGGUCCACAGUCUAGGAAGCGCGCAAAGCAAAGAAGGCAUUGAACCUAGAGCAUUCAAGAGGUAUCGAUUACCCUUUCUCACUGUUUGGCUAGUCAAGGAGGAGCACGAGGUGUACCUGGCAUUCAGGGAAAACUAAUAGGGUGUGCCAUAACAAGACAGGUUUGACAGAACAUCUGCAGAACCCUGAUACCAUAAUUGCACCAACACACUACAGAUAUAGUUGUCGUCAAAUCUGAACCGCGUUGCUGGUUAUCGUCCAGGGGUUUAUACAUUUGGAUGCCAUUUAUAGACUCAAUGAGCACAGUUUGCAACUUCCUACAUGUUUAAACUAAUUUUUUGCACACACUAUUUGAUACUAAUGAAAGAUGUUAAUCGUAUGUUAAGCAGUAGAUGUGAUAUCGUCAUUCAAAA
Capsicum annuum is the source of this 1116-nucleotide messenger RNA. RefSeq names its product rRNA-processing protein fcf2. NCBI's taxonomy places the organism in Eukaryota, Viridiplantae, Streptophyta, Magnoliopsida, Solanales, Solanaceae. Gene Ontology annotation, molecular function: RNA binding. Gene Ontology annotation, biological process: RNA processing. Bases 166 to 747 code for a protein of 193 amino acids. Gene Ontology annotation, cellular component: nucleolus. The transcript has 6 exons. The record is from RefSeq and is a predicted model, not a curated record.